Molecule: messenger RNA, 807 nt
Organism: Emys orbicularis (European pond turtle)
Lineage: Eukaryota; Metazoa; Chordata; Testudines; Emydidae
Gene: SNAI2
Product: snail family transcriptional repressor 2
Exons: 3
Coding region: 1-807 (268 amino acids)
Biological process (GO): regulation of DNA-templated transcription
Molecular function (GO): RNA polymerase II cis-regulatory region sequence-specific DNA binding; DNA-binding transcription factor activity, RNA polymerase II-specific
Source: RefSeq, a predicted model, not a curated record
AUGCCACGAUCUUUCCUGGUCAAGAAGCAUUUCAAUUCAUCCAAGAAGCCAAAUUACAGUAAACUGGACACUCAUACAGUGAUCAUUUCCCCAUACCUGUAUGAGAGCUAUCCAAUGCCUAUCAUACCACAGCCAGAGAUCCUGAGCUCAGUAGCUUACAAUCCAAUUACUGUGUGGACUACAACUGGGCUGCUACCAUCCCCGUUACCCAAUGACCUCUCUCCUCUUUCUGGAUACCCCUCAUCCUUGGGAAGAGUCAGUCCACCUCCACCCUCUGACACCUCGUCCAAGGAUCACAGUGGCUCAGAAAGUCCCAUUAGCGAUGAAGAAGAGAGAAUCCAGUCAAAGCUUUCAGAUCCCCAUGCAAUUGAAGCUGAAAAGUUUCAGUGCAGUUUAUGCAACAAGACCUAUUCAACUUUCUCUGGGCUGGCCAAACAUAAGCAACUGCACUGUGAUGCCCAGUCUAGGAAAUCGUUCAGCUGCAAAUACUGUGACAAGGAGUAUGUAAGCCUGGGAGCCCUUAAGAUGCACAUCAGGACCCACACACUACCUUGUGUCUGCAAGAUCUGUGGCAAAGCUUUCUCUAGACCCUGGUUACUUCAAGGACACAUCAGAACUCACACGGGAGAGAAGCCUUUUUCAUGCCCUCAUUGCAACAGAGCAUUUGCAGACAGAUCGAACCUGAGGGCUCAUCUGCAGACCCAUUCAGAUGUGAAGAAAUACCAGUGCAAAAAUUGCUCCAAAACUUUCUCCAGAAUGUCUCUUCUGCACAAACAUGAGGAAUCUGGCUGCUGUGUAGCACACUGA